GCAAUCGGCAAACGGUCACACCGAGGGCAGUCUUUCCCUUCGUAUAUCGUGUCGUCGUCUCUUUUGUGAACAAAAAAUACGAGGAAAAUCGCCCAAAUCGAGUUUAUUCGACUGGGCAUUAGCAAUUGUGUGGAGAUAAACGAGUGAAUACGCGGCUGGCAAUCGAACGCAACGAUAGUUGCUCAUUUUCCUGCACCCCUGAGUUACAAUAAAAGCCGUCAAAAUUGAAUCGACAAAGAUUGACGAGACUUUUUCUUCCACCACAACUGCGAUGGAGGAUAAAGCAACAACAAAAGAUCUUGAUCAAUGGAUUGAGCAGUUGAACGAAUGCAAUCAGUUGACAGAGACACAAGUUCGCACACUCUGCGACAAGGCCAAGGAGAUCCUCUCCAAGGAGUCCAAUGUGCAGGAGGUAAAAUGCCCGGUGACAGUGUGCGGAGAUGUCCACGGUCAGUUUCACGACCUGAUGGAGCUGUUCCGGAUAGGCGGCAAGUCCCCGGACACCAACUACCUGUUCAUGGGCGACUACGUGGACCGUGGAUACUACUCCGUGGAGACCGUGACCCUUCUGGUGGCCCUGAAGGUUCGCUAUCGCGAGCGCAUCACCAUCCUGCGCGGUAACCACGAGUCGCGCCAGAUCACACAAGUGUACGGCUUCUACGACGAGUGCCUGCGCAAGUACGGCAAUGCCAACGUUUGGAAGUACUUCACGGAUCUGUUCGACUACUUGCCACUGACCGCACUUGUCGACGGGCAGAUCUUCUGCCUGCACGGCGGCCUCAGUCCCUCGAUCGACAGUCUGGACCACAUUCGGGCCCUCGACCGCUUGCAGGAGGUUCCGCACGAAGGUCCCAUGUGCGAUCUGCUGUGGUCCGAUCCCGAUGAUAGGGGUGGCUGGGGAAUCUCGCCUCGAGGCGCCGGUUACACUUUUGGUCAGGACAUUUCGGAAACCUUUAACAACACAAACGGCCUGACACUGGUGUCCCGCGCCCAUCAGCUGGUGAUGGAGGGCUACAACUGGUGUCACGAUCGCAACGUGGUCACAAUAUUCUCAGCGCCAAACUAUUGCUACCGCUGUGGCAACCAAGCGGCUCUCAUGGAACUGGAUGAUUCACUUAAAUUUUCAUUCCUACAAUUUGAUCCAGCACCCAGGCGCGGGGAGCCUCAUGUUACGCGAAGAACACCCGAUUAUUUCCUUUAAGCUGGAUUGCUCGCACCUACGCAGCUUACAUUUACACAUAUUACAUCGCAUUAUAACAACAAGAAGAACCGAAACAAUAUAUAAUAUAUACAAAUCCAACCAGCAGCAACAAAAUAAACAAAAUGGCAAGUGCUGUCGAAAAAAAAAUACUACCAUAAAAAACAACCCAAAACUAAAAACCUCGAUGCAUUUGUUUUGUGGAGAUCGUUUUAAACAGAGAGCAGAUAUUGUAUAAACAAAGAAAAAAAUAUUAACCAUAACAGUCGAGAACACAAAAAUGCAUUGAACAGUUAUUGUUGUUGGCCACUGUUUAAAAGAAAAAAAAAACCGGAAACGUCGCCAGCGGGGGCGGCAGGCAGAAAA
Drosophila yakuba is the source of this 1564-nucleotide messenger RNA. RefSeq names its product serine/threonine-protein phosphatase PP2A (gene mts). The record is from RefSeq and is a predicted model, not a curated record. Gene Ontology annotation, biological process: mitotic cell cycle; peptidyl-serine dephosphorylation. Gene Ontology annotation, cellular component: cytosol. Lineage: Eukaryota; Metazoa; Arthropoda; Insecta; Diptera; Drosophilidae. Bases 272 to 1201 code for a protein of 309 amino acids. The transcript has 4 exons. Gene Ontology annotation, molecular function: protein serine/threonine phosphatase activity.